AUGGUGACUCCCCCGUGGUCAGUCUCACCUGCCUCCCCGCCUGCACCCAUGCAGCACAGCCAUGCACCAGCUCUCACCCAUGCAGCACAGCCAUGCACCAGCUCUCACCCAUGCAGCACAGCCAUGCACCAGCUCUCACCCAUGCAGCACAGCCAUGCACCAGCUCUCACCCAUGCAGCACAGCCAUGCACCAGCUCUCACCCAUGCAGCACAGCCAUGCACCAGCUCUCACCCAUGCAGCACAGCCAUGCACCAGCUCUCACCCAUGCAGCACAGCCAUGCACCAGCUCUCACCCAUGCAGCACAGCCAUGCACCAGCUCUCACCCAUGCAGCACAGCCAUGCACCAGCUCUCACCCAUGCAGCACAGCCAUGCACCAGCUCUCACCCAUGCAGCACAGCCAUGCACCAGCUCUCACCCAUGCAGCACAGCCAUGCACCAGCUCUCACCCAUGCAGCACAGCCAUGCACCAGCUCUCACCCAUGCAGCACAGCCAUGCACCAGCUCUCACCCAUGCAGCACAGCCAUGCACCAGCUCUCACCCAUGCAGCACAGCCAUGCACCAGCUCUCACCCAUGCAGCACAGCCAUGCACCAGCUCUCACCCAUGCAGCACAGCCAUGCACCAGCUCUCACCCAUGCAGCACAGCCAUGCACCAGCUCUCACCCAUGCAGCACAGCCAUGCACCAGCUCUCACCCAUGCAGCACAGCCAUGCACCAGCUCUCACCCAUGCAGCACAGCCAUGCACCAGCUCUCACCCAUGCAGCACAGCCAUGCACCAGCUCUCACCCAUGCAGCACAGCCAUGCACCAGCUCUCACCCAUGCAGCACAGCCAUGCACCAGCUCUCACCCAUGCAGCACAGCCAUGCACCAGCUCUCACCCAUGCAGCACAGCCAUGCACCAGCUCUCACCCAUGCAGCACAGCCAUGCACCAGCUCUCACCCAUGCAGCACAGCCAUGCACCAGCUCUCACCCAUGCAGCACAGCCAUGCACCAGCUCUCACCCAUGCAGCACAGCCAUGCACCAGCUCUCACCCAUGCAGCACAGCCAUGCACCAGCUCUCACCCAUGCAGCACAGCCAUGCAGCCCGCUCAACACUCUCUGAACCCACCGUCCAUCACGCGCAUGGACCGCACUCACCCUGCUGCCCGCUUCUCUCCCUCCCCGCCGUUCUCCCAUGCAUGUGCCUGCAGCUGCAGGCGCUGUUGCGCAUGGGCAUGCCAGCGGGGGUGUGCAGCACGCGCAACGCCACCACGCCACUGCACGUGGCGGCGUAUGGCGGCCACGUGGACUGCAUGUGCCUGCUGGCGGCUGUGCGUGCCUGGCGGCUUGACCAAGCAGCAGUGGGAGGCAGUGAGAUGACUUGCACACCAGGGAAUAGAGCCAGCAGAGGUAGAAGCAGCGGGGGCCAACCCCAAGGCGGUUCAGAUAGUGUGGGAGGAGCAUGCGCGGCGGGCAGGCCAAGGAGGGGAGAGGGGGCAUGGGUUUUGGAAGGAUGGUGUGGCAGAACACAAGGAGGACAGGGUGCUGAGCAGUGGGAAGGGGCGGGAGGGGGGGGUUAUAGAGCCGCUCCCAGGGCAGUGGGGAAGGUGAGAGUGCUCAUCUUGUCUCCCCUUUCCCCUCUCAUCUCAUCCCUCUUCCUGCCCUCCUGUCCCCAUCCUUCUCCCUCAGGAGAGCCGUACACCAACUGCACCGCUCUGAACCCAUUUGUGCAGUGGAAUCUGCAGCCGCUGCUACCAGCCACUCCCCCCUCCUUCACCCUCACCUCACCACCCCCACCCGCCUUCACGCCGCCAUACGCCCUCUCGUCCAUCUGCUUGUGGACGUCCCUCUCCGCCAUCGCACCUGGUCGCACACAAGCAACAGCCCUCCUGCCACUGCCGCCACACACAAAGCCUGCUGAUGCAGAUGCUGGCAGUGGAGGCGAGAAGGCAGUGGGGGGCGCAGUUGGUUCGAGUCAGGGCGUGCAGGGGGAGUGGGCAGUGGCGGGGUAUGAGGCGAUGCGUGUGGUGCAGGUGGGGGGUGGGUGGCGCCAGGGCAGCUAUGGCCUGCCCUCCUCCCUCGCUGCCUCUGCUGCACCUGCUGUGUCUGGAAGGCAAGGUGACUUGUCUGGAAACCUUUGUUGCACUUCUUUGUAG
Closterium sp. Naga37s-1 is the source of this 2142-nucleotide messenger RNA. The record is from the annotation of a GenBank genome assembly. NCBI's taxonomy places the organism in Eukaryota, Viridiplantae, Streptophyta, Zygnematophyceae, Desmidiales, Closteriaceae.